Cladocopium goreaui is the source of this 2670-nucleotide messenger RNA. NCBI's taxonomy places the organism in Eukaryota, Dinophyceae, Suessiales, Symbiodiniaceae. The record is from the annotation of a GenBank genome assembly.
AUGGGGCUCUCCGUGCGUGUGCUGGAGAAGUCGCGAGGUGCUGGAGGACGAAUGGCCACACACGCUUUUCGUCGUGGUGAACGUUCCUCGCCCAUCUUGGCUCACGCUGAUUUGGGAGCUCAGUACGUGACAACUCGGUCGUCUCCAGACCAUCCUUUUCUAGGACCACUCUACAAACGUUUGACAGACGCAGGUGUUUUGAUUCCAUUCACUGGAGAGGUGGCAGGGGCCAAUCCCUAUGGUGGUGCUGGGCCGGAAAUUCGCCAUUUCGCCGCUCCCAAAGGCAUGCGUUCCAUCGCAGAAUACUUCCUGCAGUCCUCCUCCGUCCCAGUGGAUUGGGGCGUGGCAGUCGAGGACUUGGCCUUGGAAGCUACUCAAAUUGCGGUGAGCGCUAAGGAGCUACCUGAAGAGGCCAACUCACCCAGUGUGGUGGUGCUGACACAGCCGGUGCAACAGAUCCUUGGUGCCUCCAAGUUCGGUUUGAGGGGUAGCUUCUUGAAAGACACCGAUGAGAAGGUGAUGACUGGGCUGAAGCAGGUGGAGUACUCGUCGCGAUUUGCCGUGGCCUAUUUCUUUGACAAAUCCAAGGUUUCGUGGCCUUUUUCCUGGACGGUCAAAUAUUUUGACAAAGGUGAUGUGCGAUACGUGGCACAUGACACAGCCAGACGCGGUGGUGCUACAGAUGAGCCUUUGAUGGCAGUGCUAGUGCACAGCGGAGUGCCACUGGGAAUCAAGUUGAGCGAUGAGGAGGAUCCCUUCCCCACUGCUGCUGCCAAAAUGCAAACAGAGCUGGAAGAGAAGCUGCCGGAGUUGCCAUGGGCCACGGCCGAGGGCUCGAAGGUCCACAAGUGGAAGUACAGCCAGGUCUACAUAGGCUAUGGUGGGCAGAAGCCCAGUCCCAGCUGGGUGUGGCCCAUGACCGAGACUGGCUCUCCACAGAGUGGGUGUGUCGAGCUCUUUCGCGGUGCUGGAGGUUUGGGGCUCCUGUGUGGUGAUGCAGUUGCGCCCGCGAGCAAUUUCGAGGGUUGUGUCUACAGUGCUUUCAAGGCAGCUGAAGUGCUGCGAUCACAUUUUGGUUGUUUGCGGGACUUGUCCAUCAGUCGCGGUACCUUUGAUUGGGGAGUGUCUUGCCCGGAAGAGCUGGUCGACGGCAAGCAGCACGUCAUGUACGUGUGGUUUGAUGCCCUGAUCAACUACAUGAGUGGCGUUGACGGCACUGAUGCUUCAAAACCUCUCAGCAGAUUUUGGCCAGCCAACAUGCACAUCGUGGGCAAGGACAUUCACUGGUUUCAUGCCGUGAUUUGGCCGGCCAUGCUGAUGAGUGCAGGAAUGGCAUUGCCCAAGAGCGUUGUCGUCCAUGGAUUCAUCGCGGGAGCAGAUGGCCGGAAAAUGAGCAAGAGUUUGGGCAACGUCGUUGACCCUCACGACAUGCUAGACAAAUUCCCCUGUGAUACCUUGCGCUGGUAUCUUUGCCGUGAGGCUACCUUUGGCGACGAUGUGAGAUUCAGCGAGGAUUCUCUCCGCUUGAUGCACAAUGCAGAGCUUUGUGACAACCUGGGGAACUUGGUGAAUCGUGCUGUUUCCCUCUGCGGUGGAUCAGUACCAAAAGCUGGGAAGAAGGACUUGGUGUCUCAUCCCUUUAACCUCAAAGAGUUGAAGACUGGGGUCAGAGAUGCCUUUGAAUCCUACCGGCUUUCGGAUGCUGCAGACCUCACAGUGAGGGCUGCUGGACAGACCAACAAGUGGAUUGCAGACCUUGAGCCCUGGAAGAUGAAGGAUGCAGAGAAGCAGGAACUUCGAGCUGCAUGCCUGCGCAAACUUCUGGAGGCCGUAUAUGUCUUGGCGCACUUCUUCGCUCCCUUCAUUCCCACUGCAGCAGAGGCCAUCUUUGCAAAGCUGGGAGAAGCUGCAAGGCCCAUCCCAGACUUGUCGGACGACUUCCAGAACUUGACAGAGGGUAAGGAGGUGAAAGCCACCUCUUUGCUCUUCAGCCAGUUGGAAGUGAAGAAGGUCGAUGUGGAGGCCGCGACCGAGAAGAAGGUCCAGGAUAAGAAAGCUGCCGCGAAGGCAGAUGCGAAGGAAGGCAAGGAGGGCAAGCCGAAGGCAAAGGCCAAGGAGGAGAAAAAGGCCAAAGUUGAGAUCAAGGAUGAUCCAAACCAACCGCUGUUCUCAAAGUUAGACAUCCGCGUUGGCAAGAUUGUCAAGGCAUGGAAUCAUCCCAAAGCGGAUCGACUCUACGUGGAGGAGAUCGACGUUGGUGAUCCGGAUGGACCUCGGCAAGUCAUCAGCGGGCUGCGAGAGCACUACACCCUGAAGGAGUUCGAGGGGAAGAGGCUCCUUGCAAUUUGCAACCUGAUGCCGGCGAAGAUGAUAGGAGUCACCUCGCAUGGAAUGGUGCUUUGUGCAAAGAGUGCAGACAAGAAGGUCGUUGAGCUCAUUAAUGUGCCAGAGAGCUGCAAGAUUGGAGAUCGAGUGUUGCCUGAGGGUGUGCCUGCCACUUGGGCGCCUUUCACACCCGAAGCCGUCAAAGAAUUGAAGAUUUGGGAAGCGGUGGUGAAGGAAAUGAGAACUGAUGCCACCCGCACUGUUUGCUUUGAUGGCAAACCAUUGGUUAGCGCGACAGGAGAGAAAUUCUUGGCACCCACGCAAGCGGAGGCAGAGAUUGGCUGA